Molecule: messenger RNA, 594 nt
Organism: Monomorium pharaonis (pharaoh ant)
Lineage: Eukaryota; Metazoa; Arthropoda; Insecta; Hymenoptera; Formicidae
Product: clumping factor B
Exons: 1
Coding region: 1-594 (197 amino acids)
Source: RefSeq, a predicted model, not a curated record
AUGCAUGUAUAUAUUCCAUCACCCCCCGCAUCGCCCAUUCCGGGCAUUUUGGCGAUUGUAGACGCUGAUGAAGAUGCGGAGGAAGUCGUGGAUGAAUUUGUAGACCUUCGCGAAGUCUCCGAUCGGGAAGAGGGUGAGGGUGACAGUGACAGUGACAGUGACAGUGACAGUGACAGUGACAGUGACAGUGACAGUGACAGUGACAGUGACAGUGACAGUGACAGUGACAGUGACAGUGACAGUGACAGUGACAGUGACAGUGACAGUGACAGUGACAGUGACAGUGACAGUGACAGUGACAGUGACAGUGACAGUGACAGUGACAGUGACAGUGACAGUGACAGUGACAGUGACAGUGACAGUGACAGUGACAGUGACAGUGACAGUGGCAGUGGCAGUGGCAGUGGCAGUGGCAGCGGCAGUGGCAGUGGCAGUGACAGUGACGAUUCCAGCGGGGAUGAUGAGUCAGAAUUUAAUCCCCGCGAGGUCCUCCAACCCCUUGCGGUCCCCAAUAUGAACUACAUGGAGGUAUCAGACUUUGAGGAAGAGGAGGAGGAAAAAGAUAAUGACUCCUCCGAGGAGGGAGAGGAGUGA